AUGACAGCCGAAGACUCUCUCCAGCUCUGUCAACCCCCCAAUUUCGACCUAUCCUGCCCCGCACACGAACCUCCCGUCGGCCAACUCGCCUUGGAUUUGAAUGCAUUCACACUUUUACCCACCACUAUCGCCAUCUCCGUCAUGUGCAGCAUCCUUAUCCUGGCCGCCGUGUCGAUUCGCAUCUACUCUCGUUGCCAUCUGAUGCAUCAGUUCGCCCUUGAAGAUUAUCUCAUGAUCCUAGCCACUGUCGGCUUCUUCGGCUUUCUGGGCUGCAUGUUCGCAACUGCACCCUUCGGCCUUGGGAAGCACAUGUGGGACUUCACUCUUGGCCAGGUCCUUGCCCUACUCCACCCCGUCUAUGUUGGUCAGAUCAUAAACUGCAUCCACAUUGCCUCGGUGAAGCUCGCCAUAGUCCUACAGAUCAAGCAGAUAUUUACGGCCAACUCCGUCUUGAGAGGGUUCAUGUACUGGGCUGCUUGGUCUACCAUUGUCUUGCUCUCAGGCUCAUACAUGGCCGUUCUUUUUCUCUGCGUCUUCUCCUGUUUUCCUGUCCGACGUGCGUGGGAGCCGACGGUCGAGGGCUGGUGCAUGGAAAAAUCUGUGCCUGGAAUCUCGGGCGCAACCGUCAAUCUAGUAACCGAUCUGGUCAUGCUGUCGUUGCCCAUUAUCGGCGUUGCCGGACUACAGAUGCCGCCCAGCCAAAAAAUUGCGGUGGCGGCCGUUUUUGCGACAGGUGCCUUUGCCUGUGCACUUUCCGCCCUACGCCUCUACUACACCCUCAACAAAAACCUCCAGAACGACUACACAUACUGGAUCGUUGUGCAAGCCACAUGCGCAACGGCUGAAUCCACUGCUGUAAUGCUAUGCUGCUGCUUUCCCGUGUUCCCACGUUUCUGGAAGUACGCAAGGCAGGUCUUCCGUUCGAGGCGGGGGCCUGCGGCUACAGGAAGAAUAAGUACUACCCAGGAUAUGGGCGGUAGCUACUGUAUGAGGAGUGGGCAAGCCGAUGGGCAGCGCAGAUUGGAUUGUUGUCAUAGUAGUACGCAGUGGAGUGAUAGUAGCAGAGGUGAGGAUCUGCGAGUUGGGAGUAAGGAGAGAAUUAUUGGUAUUGCGUAG
Molecule: messenger RNA, 1116 nt
Organism: Plenodomus lingam JN3
Lineage: Eukaryota; Fungi; Ascomycota; Dothideomycetes; Pleosporales; Leptosphaeriaceae
Source: RefSeq, a predicted model, not a curated record